Messenger RNA from Diachasma alloeum, 1173 nucleotides. RefSeq lists its product as uncharacterized. The record is from RefSeq and is a predicted model, not a curated record. The coding region runs from base 1 to 1173 and encodes 390 amino acids. Gene Ontology annotation, molecular function: olfactory receptor activity; odorant binding. The transcript has 3 exons. Gene Ontology annotation, cellular component: plasma membrane. Gene Ontology annotation, biological process: detection of chemical stimulus involved in sensory perception of smell; sensory perception of smell. NCBI's taxonomy places the organism in Eukaryota, Metazoa, Arthropoda, Insecta, Hymenoptera, Braconidae.
AUGAUAAAGAGGAAUAUCGAAGAUCUAUGGCAUAUAGAUGCCCGUCGCAAUUUCCGAAUAUACAAAGUCGCAGCACAAAUUAUGGGUGUCUGGCCAUUUACAUGUCAGGAAAAAUUCUCCAAAAUUCGUUUCUUUUCUCUUAUAAUAAUACUGAUUUCGAUGGCAGCCAUGCUUGCGCAUGAUAUGCUCAGCAAUUGUGGUAAUAUCGAUACUACAUUAGAAUCAAUUGUCUUUGUUUUGAGUGCGUUGCUCGGAAUAGUGAAGAUAACACUUCCAAGAAUUUAUUGGAGAAACAUUGAAUCCAUCAUAGUUUCUGCUGCCUACGAUUGGUCAACUACCAUUAAUCCUAAAUCUCGCAAAAUUAUGGAAAAAACUUCAUUGAUCGGCACAGCAGCUUUUAUUCUUCUACUCGGUGGUUCAUUGUUCAUUUCAGUGUUAUUUGUACUUCACAAAGUUAUGCUAAACUUCCGAAUGAGCAGUAGAAAUUUGACUACACAAUAUGUGGUGUUCGGAGCUGGUUGUUGGAGGUCAAAUCUUCCUAUAAGUAUAAACUCAAUAUAUGCUGUGCAAACUAUCCAACUUGGUACCAUGCAGUUGUGUGUAAGUGGAAAUGAUGCCUGCUACUAUCAAAUUAUCAGUUAUCUAAGUGGUCAAUUGGAUAUAUUAAAUCUGAAUGUCGAGGAACUCUCCCAUUCGUAUGACCGAAAAACUUCACCAAUUGAUGAAUUCAUAAGACGACAUAAUUGCCUUCUGCGGCUGUGUUGGCACGUGGAAGACACAUACAAUUUUGUUGUUAUGUGUCAUUUAAUGAACAAUUUAUGUUUCACAAUGAUGAUUGUAUUAACAACAUGGAAUGAAAAUAAAGGACUCGGAUAUUUGGUAAUAUUUGGAAGUAUAACAAUAUUUCUUUAUGGUCAAAUAUUCUUAUAUUCUUUGGGAGGUGAUGUCAUAAAGACAAAAACUGAAUCAUUAUUCCAUUAUAUUUAUAGCUGCCCGUGGUAUCAAUUACCAACGUCUGAGCGUAGAAAGGUUCUACUCAUUCUAACAAAAACUAAUUAUCCGAUACAUUUCACGGCGGGUAACUUCUAUCGUCUGAAUCUAGAAAAUUUUAAAAACAUUGUGAAAUUUACUGUCACAUUGUUUUCUUUCUUGCGUCUCUCCCUACAAGAGUAA